AUGCCAUCCGAAAUCGAUAUCCAAGAUGUCCCAGCUCACCCCUUUCAUUUGGACCAAAACACCCUAAUUCCCGACUUCAGCCUAACAGACAAGGUAAUCCUAGUCUCGGGGGCCGGUCGAGGUCUAGGCCUUGCCUUAGCAGAGGCUCUGUUAGAAGCGGGGGCGAAAGUGUACGCUCUAGACUAUCUGAAAGAGCCGGCACCGGAGUUCAUCCAAGUCCAGCAGCAUGUCAAGACAUGGCGCACCGAGCUGCAGUACCGUUGUGUCGACGUGCGUGACACAGACGUGCUCAAUACUGUCGUCGAGGAUAUCGCCAAUCACGAGCGUCGUAUCGAUGGUCUAAUCGCGGCCGCUGCGAUUCAGCAGGAGACGCCCGCUUUGGAAUACUCUGCUAAAGAUGCUAAUGCCUUGCUCGAGGUUAAUGUCACCGGUGUGUUCAUGACUGCCCAGGCUGUCGCGAGACAGAUGAUUCGUUUCGGGAAUGGGGGUAGUAUCGCCAUCGUCGCUAGUAUGAGCGGUACUAUUGUUAACAGGGGUCUAAUCUGUCCCGUCUACAACGCAAGCAAAGCAGCCGUCAUCCAGCUAGCUCGCAACCUCGCUGCUGAAUGGGGCCAGUACAAUAUUCGCGUCAAUACCCUCUCCCCGGGCUACAUCCUUACUUCGAUGUUGGAGAUCUUGUUCGUCGAGUUUCCUGAGCGUCGCGAGCAAUUUGGUAAGGAGAAUAUGCUAGGCCGUCUAUCCCGUCCGAGGGAAUACCGUGGUGCGGCUGUCUUCUUGCUUUCUAAUGCUAGUAGUUUCAUGACUGGUAGUGACCUCCGUAUAGACGGUGGUCAUGCUGCGUGGUGA
Molecule: messenger RNA, 846 nt
Organism: Penicillium verrucosum
Lineage: Eukaryota; Fungi; Ascomycota; Eurotiomycetes; Eurotiales; Aspergillaceae
Exons: 3
Coding region: 1-846 (281 amino acids)
Cellular component (GO): intracellular anatomical structure
Molecular function (GO): oxidoreductase activity, acting on NAD(P)H, oxygen as acceptor
Source: RefSeq, a predicted model, not a curated record